Messenger RNA from Morus notabilis, 2942 nucleotides. RefSeq lists its product as uncharacterized. Gene Ontology annotation, biological process: mitotic DNA damage checkpoint signaling; protein phosphorylation. The record is from RefSeq and is a predicted model, not a curated record. Gene Ontology annotation, molecular function: protein serine/threonine kinase activity; ATP binding. The transcript is spliced from 15 exons. Lineage: Eukaryota; Viridiplantae; Streptophyta; Magnoliopsida; Rosales; Moraceae. Gene Ontology annotation, cellular component: nucleus. The coding region runs from base 1 to 2859 and encodes 952 amino acids.
AUGGAAACUCACUCCACAAGCUCAGAACUCAUCUUCAUAGCCAGCUCCGGCCAUGAGAGGGCUCGCCACCUCCUUGCCCUUCUCCUCUCGCUCGGCCGCCCCGCUCGCCCUCCGGAGCUCGCUUCCCUCUGCAAGUUGUUCCCGGCCUCACCGGAGCUCGUCCACUACCUCUGCUCCAUCCCCAACUCUCCGAUCUUCUUGACCAAAGAUCUACUGGUCGUGCCCUCUCCGGUUGCCGUGACGGCUUUCACUAAGUCUGUCGCGACUUCGGAUUUUGUAAACCCGAUCUCCUCGUCGACGUCGUCGUCUUCGCAGCGUCUUGUGAUGUGCUUUGAGAACCGGAAACGACUGUUGUCGGACUUCGAAUUCACGCAGCCAGAAAAAAGAAGAUUGACUUUGUUUUCCGGAGACGAGAAGAAAGAGAAUCGAGUGCCGAUAGAAAUCCAGUAUACUUCUCCAAAGGUACCUCUUAACGUAAUUGAUCACUUCAGCUGGAGAAUAAACACAAAUCCACUUGACAUGUCAAAGAUGGUAGACGACUUCAUAUUUGCUGCCCCUUUGUCUGGAAAAUCUGGUGCAGUACAAUUGAGUUGUCACCGGACAGAAAUUAAAUUUAUAGAAGGUGAAAUGGGUACGAGUUUUUCCAUGCAAAGGAAGGUUAACAAAGAAACAAUGGCUUGUGAACCUAAUCCAGAGCCAGCUCUUCAAAUCAGCAUGUUAGAAAAUCUAGCAGUGCCCAAAGGAGCUUUUAAAGAUGGGGCAAGUGGUGAUGGGAAUUCCACAGCUACAAAAAUUAGGAUCUCCGAAGAGGAAAGAACUAAAGGAAGUCAAGAGGAAGAAAGGUCACUGGCUUCUGGCAGUAAUAUGGGAGAAAUGGGAAAUCAGUUCCAACUACUUCACACCAUUCUUUUGGAUACACCACAUGGAAGUGGUGGAAUGGAAAGGGUGAACUGUUUUGAUACAAUGCCAUACUCUGAAAAAGAGAAAACGAAUAGGCAUGUGGAGCCAUGGGCUCUCCCACCAGAUUCUAGUCUCGUUGUUGCUCAGAAUAAGUUAUCAGAGCCCUUUGCACAGAUGGAGACUUUUCAUGUGGAUGCAGCAUUCUUAAGUCUAAAAAAGAUUUUUAAGUCUUUAGGCCAUGACAAGGCUGAUGAUACCCUGAAAGAGAAAGGACAGUCUAAAGGAGAUUGCAAAGUAAUUGACAUAAGGCAGACAUUAAGGAAGAAAAAUAAUAGUGACAUGCAUACCAAACAAAGAAAGAGAAGCUCUACUUCUAUUUCUCCGAAGGACCGGAUGGAACAAAAAAUACUUCCAAACUUUGAAUCUUAUGUUGUAGAAGAGGAAGAAGGUUCAGGUGGUUAUGGGACUGUUUAUCGGGCAAGGAGGAAGAAUGAUGGAACUACUGUUGCAAUUAAGUGUCCUCAUGCUAAUGCACAUAAGCAUCAUGUUUACAAUGAGCAGAGAAUGCUGGAGCGAUUUGGGGGUAAAAAUUUUGUCAUCAAGUAUGAAGGUUGUUUCAACAAUGGAGAUUCCGAUUGUUUUGUCUUAGAGCAUGUUGAGCAUGACAGGCCUGAGGUCCUAAAGAGAGAAAUAGAUGUUUUUCAGCUCCAGUGGUAUGGAUAUUGCAUGUUUAAAGCACUUGCUAGUCUUCAUAAGCAGGGAGUAAUUCAUAGGGACGUCAAACCCGGAAAUUUCCUUUUCUUUCGUAAGGCUAAUAAGGGGCACCUGAUUGAUUUCAACCUUGCGAUGGACUUACAUCAGAAGUAUGGAAAUGCCGGUAAAUCAAAGGUAGGCUGUGAUGCACACAUCAAUCCCUACAAACUUUCCAAUGCAAAAUCUGUUCAAACCAAAGAUUGGACGUUAGCAAAUCCUAAAUCCUCAGAAACAGCUAAUCUCAAGAGAACAAAAGAUAAAAAAUCAAAGAUAGACAUAAAGAACUUGAGACAAAAGGCUCUGGCGCAAACGAAGACUUUGAAUAAUGAUUUGGGUAGCAGGAACGUUAGCAAAAGUCAAGGUGCAGAUGGCUCUGGCAUUACCUCAGCUGAAAGGAUGAGGGAACCUUUGCCAUGCCAAGGUAGGAAGGAGCUCAUCAGCCUGGUUCAGGAAGCAAGGCAGAGUCAAAAUCAUGUAGCGUCGAGUGUUCUAUCCCCAAAGAGAAAGAGGGUCGUAGCUCCCCCGCAAAAUGUGGAUAGCAUGCUCGUUCAUCUAACUCCAAUGCCGGUGGUUUCAACUGGCAUCAGUGUUGGUGGUUCCCUCUUGAUGAAAAAAGGCAAUGGAAAAUACAAGAAAGAAGGUCCUUGUGUUGGAACCAAAGGCUUCCGGGCUCCAGAGGUUCUAUUCAGAUCUCCCUUUCAAGGUCCCAAGGUUGAUAUCUGGUCUGCCGGGGUUACCUUACUUUACCUUAUGAUUGGGAGAACACCCUUUUUUGGGGAUCCUGAACAGAACAUAAAAGAUAUAGCAAAGUUGAGAGGCAGUGAGGAUCUAUGGGAAGUCGCCAAGCUACAUAACCGUGAAUCCUCGUUUCCAGAGGAUCUAUACAAAUCUGAGUCCUUACCAUCCGUCAAACUGUGGGAUUGGUGCAAAAUGAGCACAAAGCGACCAGACUUCUUAAAGGAAGUACCCCGAUCACUUCUCGAUCUCUUGGAAAAAUGCUUGACUGUGAACCCGAGGCUGAGGAUAACUGCAGAUGAAGCCCUUAAGCACGAGUUUUUCGCGCCAUGCCAUGAAGUCCUGAAGAAGCAGAGGCUGCAUAGGCAGAUGCUAAAUCAGGACUCACAAAACAGUGCUUUAUGUAGUAAAAGCGUCGACAAACCUGCAAAGAUUUCUCAAGGAAAAAGCUUGAAGCUUUCUGUAGAAUAGUGAAUCUAACGAUACACUGUAAGUUGUUUAACCCCAAUUUUUACUUGUUUGUACCAUUUCCCAUUAUUUUUUUUGUAACAAUC